Molecule: messenger RNA, 3219 nt
Organism: Platichthys flesus (European flounder)
Lineage: Eukaryota; Metazoa; Chordata; Actinopteri; Pleuronectiformes; Pleuronectidae
Gene: reep1
Product: receptor accessory protein 1
Exons: 9
Coding region: 125-1027 (300 amino acids)
Biological process (GO): endoplasmic reticulum tubular network organization
Cellular component (GO): endoplasmic reticulum membrane; cytoplasmic microtubule; endoplasmic reticulum tubular network
Molecular function (GO): microtubule binding
Source: RefSeq, a predicted model, not a curated record
ACUCACUGUUUAUCCUGCAUCACGUUGCCGCCUGUGUGCGUCCGGACGAAUCCGCCUGGACGCGCCUGUCAUCUGGAGGAAACUCCUCCCCGCAGACAGCGCGUCCUGUCGCCUCUCCAGCGCAAUGGUCUCCUGGAUCAUCUCUAGAGUUGUGGUACUUGUGUUUGGGACACUAUAUCCUGCGUACUCCUCUUACAAAGCUGUGAAAUCAAAAGAUGUGAGAGAAUAUGUGAAAUGGAUGAUGUACUGGAUAAUAUUUGCCCUAUUCACAACUGUGGAAGUAUUUACGGAUAUGUUUGUUUGUUGGCUUCCUUUCUACUAUGAGCUGAAGAUAGCGUUUGUGGUGUGGCUGUUGUCCCCUUACACUAAAGGCUCUAGCGUGCUAUACAGGAAGUUUGUUCAUCCCACUCUUUCCUCAAAAGAAAAGGACAUCGAUGAGUACAUCUGCCAAGCCAAGGACAAAAGCUAUGACACACUGGUGCAUUAUGGGAGAAAGGGGCUAAACGUUGCGGCCACAGCUGCCGUCAUGGCUGCAACAAAGAGCCAAGGAGUCCUGUCAGACAGACUGAGGAGUUUCAGCAUGCAGGAUCUUUCCUCCUACCAGUCCGACCCCGUGGACAGCGGCCCCGAAGCCACCCAGUCCGCAGCAGCCCAGCAUCGGACCAGGAGUAUGAUGCGCAGCAAGUCGGAGAGCUACAACAAGGGGCAGGAUAUUGACGUAACUGAGUAUGAGAUGUUGGGUUUGGACCAGUGGGUCUCCAAGGAGUCGCUGUCCAAGACCAUUUCACCCUCUGAGUCUGAGUCCACCCCCGUUACGCUCUCACUGACGCCCCAGUCCACCCCGCCCUCCACGCCCUCUCCACCUCCCACUCCCCCGGUUCCGGAGCUGUCAGAGGAGGUGGGGAAGGAGGCGCAGGCAGGGCUGAGCGCUCCGCAGCUCAGGCUGGUUAAGAGGAAGGCUCCUGAGAAGGAACCAGUGGACUUGAGGCUGAGAGCUGCAGCCAAGCUAAGGAAAAACAAAGUGUGAAUUGAGAUAUCCUCCUCUUAGAGUCUUAAGGCCUCUCACAAGAUCCAGGAGUGCUCUCUCUUCGAACAAUGAAGCCAUGUGAAACUGUCCUCAAGACGACUCCAGCUGCCUUCGCUGCAAGAAGUAAAAAAAAAUGAAAAAAAUACUGAAUGGCCAAAAGCUACAUGACUGAAGCAGCCUUGCUUUGGAAUAAGGUAUUACCAAAGUGACCUAUGUCGACCCCUCUAUUUGUAGUAUAUCGCCUAUGAUCAAUCAGGUGAGGUUGAAUUAAGAGAAAUGAGUGAAUGGGCUCCAUGCUGAUAGACACUUUUAUUUUUCAGUUUGUGGGUUAUUGAACAUGUGUUUAUGUACAGUUUGUGUGUACGUCAUCUUUAUGAUUUAAUGGUUUUUAUAUAUCAGGUUAGGAUAGGCAAGUGCAUGAGUGUCUUCCCAGUUAUUAGUCCACUGUUUAUUCAGCAGAAUGUACUGUCACUGAAUCCUGCCGCUGGUUUCGAGAAUGACGCGGCCACUCCUCGAGAAUGUGUUUAAAGCCAAGGAUUUAAAAAACAACAACCCUGGGUGGUUGUUGUUUUAUUGACAGUAUCUGUUCCGGAGAAACAUCUGAGAGCAGCUGAAUUCUGCACCGAUGAGUUAUCUUAUCACGAUUUUGUGAAAUCAGCCAAACAAACAAAUAUAAAACAUACUUAUUGAAGAGACAGACAGCAGUGGUGGACAAUAUUCAGUUAUUUACCUCUAUAUUAAAGCCUUAAUUAAAAGAUAGUAGAGACUUAAAAAUAUAUCAAAAAGUCUCUACACAUGUUGUGACUAUUUGUGACACAUAUACUUUCUCAUUAAAUCAUGUUUGCACUAUGUCUGGAAUAUAAAUUACUGCCCUAAAUGCUAAAUGAAACAGCCAAAAGUUACACAAUAAUCAUAUUAAAUUAGUAGCAGAUUAUUAUGAGUAAUUUCAAAGUUCUGGUUCAUUUCUUAUGUGGUGAAAGAAAUAGGACAUAAUGACGUUGGUUUCACAUUUAAAAAGAAAAAAGGUCCUGACCAAAGAGUUUUUCUCAGUGGAGCAGACUUUCUUUUUUCUUUUUGACAAUCUACUGUUUGUUUUUUAAAAACCAAAAAUUAUUUGGCAGUUGAAGGCCAAUUGUGAACACGUCACUUUCAGCUGUAGCUGAAACGGACAAGAAACAAAUUGAUAUUUACUGUAAACUAACAUGGUUUAUUUUUAUUUUUUGAAAUCGCUGUGUAAUGUUCUCUUCACUGAGCAACCCUAAAUCAGACGAUCUCAACCUUCGACCUGCUUCUGCUGUUCUGUAGAAUCUCACCAGACUGUGUUUUGUUGGUUUGCAGGUUUACAAACCUACAUUUGAGUUCCUGUUGCAUAGUGACUCCUCGAAUGUUUUCACCCUGUACUUUUAUUCACUGAGCCUGAAUCAUGGCAGCGUUUUACACGACGUGUCACUGUGCGGGUGGAUUCACGCAGUCGAUUUUUGAUUUUCAUCAUUGUGUCGGUAUAAUUCGAGGCGGAUUGAAGUUUGAAAUAAAAGCUUCUCAGGUACAACCGUUCGGUUUACACGUCAUUCACACUGUUGUUAUAGAUACAAUUGCUAUGCACACAAAAUUUUGUUUUAAUGGAGAAAAAAUAUGAUUUUGUUUAGUUUUAUCAAGUCAUAGUGUUGGAGCUGAUUAAAAUCAGUGCAAAGUAAAACAGAACAAAAUCAUGUUACUUAUCAGAUUUGUAAACUUGUGCAUAGACGGAUACACUCAUCAUUGCAUGACAUUUGUUGUUAAGUUGUAGGAAAAUUGAAUCUCUUUAACAAUUCAUUUGGUGUGAAGCUGUCUGCCUCUACAGAUGCAUUGCUGGUAAACAAUUACACAUUAAUCUUUUGUCAUUGCUUUUCAGAAGAAACAUGAAAUUGUAUGACUAAGUUGGCUAUGCAUACAUUCAAAUAACAUGCGUCUUAUUUACUGGUGAAUUGGCCACUUUGACUUUUUGAUGAAGAGAACCCCACUUACCAAAAUGUCCUAAGAAUUUUUGUUCUGGCAGGCCAGAAUGUCCAACGACUUCAAUUUAAACUUGAUUGUUAAAUAUAAACUCAAAGCAGUGAUGUGAUGACAUCAUGGUUUACGGCUGUCAUUUGUACCACGGGAUUCAAUAUUUCUGUUUAAAUCAAUUUACAGUCAUUAAAUAUCAAGUAAAAGUU